Molecule: messenger RNA, 912 nt
Organism: Dermacentor andersoni
Lineage: Eukaryota; Metazoa; Arthropoda; Arachnida; Ixodida; Ixodidae
Product: solute carrier family 22 member 7-like
Biological process (GO): transmembrane transport
Cellular component (GO): membrane
Molecular function (GO): transmembrane transporter activity
Source: RefSeq, a predicted model, not a curated record
AUGGACGUCCUUCUCCCCCAGCGACUGGCCGGCACCGAUCUCCGAACAAGCGAGUCGUUUGACUGCGAGGAAGCGUUUGGUCACGGCCCUUUCCAGAAGAGGAUGCUCGUCCUCAUUCUUCUAGGACUCUUCUCGGCUCAUUGCCAAACCAUGAUGAUUUCCCUUGUCACCGAUGACGUCGACCAUUGGUGCAAGCCACAAGCCGGUUUCAACAUCUCUGAAGCCGAUUGGAAGAAUAUUGCCAUACCGAUCGAGGCCGAUGGACGCUUCAGCCGCUGCCGCAUUUACGAACGCUGCAAGCCACCCUCUGAACAUGCCGAUUCCGCUGAGCAUCACAAUAUCGGCGCUGUUCUAACCGGGGCCGACGAGGGGCACAGCCGAUGCUUCCAGGACACCAGUGACUCACGCGACGUGCCCUGUGAAGGGUGGGACUACGACGUUCGUUCGGCCGAGACCAGUGUGGUGAGCUCUUGGAACAUGGUGUGCGACCAACGUUUGCUGCCGGCCACCCUUGUUGCCGUGCAGAACGCCGGCGCCGUAGUUUCCCUCAUCCUGGCCGGAGCCUUCGUAGACUACGUCGGCAGGAGAGUCAUGCUACUGUCCUCCGCCGCAGCGGUAAUGACCUGCAUGGUGUGCACCUUCGCGGCCACAAAUUACGUCCGCUACGCUGUGGUGCGCUUCCUUACCGGGGCCAGUGUCGCGGUACACACGAUUUUUACCUGCAUCAUACCGUUCGAGGGGAUGACGCGCGCGUACAGGCCGCAGCAAGUGCUCCUUAUGGCGGUGCUGGGCCUGACGUUAUGUGAGAUUUGGAGUGUCAUCAUAACCCAUGGUCCUCGACUGGCGUCUGAAGCAGGUCAUGUUCCUGGCCCCGUCGGCUCUCCUGCUCCCGGCUUUGUCUACCGCCUAUAA